AUGAGUUCCACGACGCCUAUUCAUCGAUUUUUUGCUAUCUGUUCUGGUAGUUAAUGCUUAUGGCUACCUCUCCUCCAAUUCCACACAUGGCCUGCAAAUCUCUCGCUUCACACACAUUUUGUAUCUCUCACGCUUUCUCUUCAAUCUGCAAUGCUUCCAUGUUUUCCCCCACGAGGUUCCUAACGCCACCUACAUUUCGUUCGAUGACCUUCGCCUUUCGUUCUGUAUCGGUCACCAGCAGCAGUUUCACUUGGGAAGACGCUGUCCACAUUUCCUUGCCAGAAAGCUUUCAGGAUGAUCCCUCAGAUCUUACAGGCUAUUUCGAGAAGGUCAAGCUCUGCAAUCGCGGAUCAGAUAUGCAAUCCGAAUUUCUUCCGUUUGUCAUCGAUGACCUAAUUCUUGGUUAUGUGCACCACGGUUUCGGUAGACACCUGAAGAAGUAUGCCAAUGUGUUUACAUUCCCCCGAGAUGAUUCUGUUGAAUUUGGCGCUUGUUUAACAUUGCAUGAAUCGCUAAAGACACCGGAAGAUAGGACGCAUGCAGUUGGAGAUGUAGUCAAAUGCUUGGGUGAAGAAGUUAUUCCUGGUACAAGGAAUGAGCUGUACCCUGUGACUUCAUCCUUUGGUGGGCCGGUUUUUUUCUCGCUUGAACGUGCAGCAGCUCCUUAUUUUGGAAUAAAGGUUUAUGGAGUUCAGAUGAAUGGUUAUGUUGAAAAGGAUGGGAAGAAAUUUUUGUGGAUAGCAAAAAGAAGUCAAAUGAAGCAAACAUUUCCUGGAAUGCUGGAUGAAUUAGUAGCUGGAGGGCUGCCUCAGGGCAUCCCCUGCGGAGAGAAUCUGAUGAAGGAAUGUGAGGAGGAAGCAGGCAUACCAAGAUCAAUAUCAAAUAAGGCCAUGCCAGUUGGUGCCGUUUCAUAUUCAGACAUCAAGGAUUAUAGUUACAAGAGAGAUGUUCUAUUUUGUUACGAUCUAAAGCUUCCUGAAAAUUUUAUACCGAAGAAUCAAGAUGGGGAGGUUGAAGGAUUCAGGUUGUUGCCUGUGACAAAUGUUGCAAAUGUGAUUCGGAGGACACAGUUAUUCAAGCAUAAUUGUGCUCUUGUCAUCAUUGAUUUCCUAUUUCGACAUGGGUACAUCAUACCCGAAAGUUUAGGGUACUUGGAGCUCUUGCAAAGUUUGAAGAGUGGAACCUGCUUCUAAAUAAAAUCAUCCGCCUUAUUAUAAAUGUGAAAACUAUGGUCAUUCUCCAAGACGAGUAUAGUUCAAUUGACAUUCGAGUGUAUUAGAAACCACGAGUUUCAUGGUUCGAAUCUCCCUACUUCAAUUGUUGUACUAAAAAAAACCUGUGGUCAGUCUUAUUGAAAAAUCGAGGAUGGUUUAUAUUGUUUAUUAGUUUGUCGGAAUUUGCUCAUUCAGGCUCUAUCAAUGUAUUUGGGCAUAGAAUAAGGUUUUCAUUUUUUUUAAAAAAAGUUAUUUUUGUUA
Molecule: messenger RNA, 1475 nt
Organism: Benincasa hispida (wax gourd)
Lineage: Eukaryota; Viridiplantae; Streptophyta; Magnoliopsida; Cucurbitales; Cucurbitaceae
Product: nudix hydrolase 20, chloroplastic-like
Molecular function (GO): 8-oxo-dGDP phosphatase activity
Source: RefSeq, a predicted model, not a curated record